Molecule: messenger RNA, 1110 nt
Organism: Eptesicus fuscus (big brown bat)
Lineage: Eukaryota; Metazoa; Chordata; Mammalia; Chiroptera; Vespertilionidae
Gene: GPER1
Product: G protein-coupled estrogen receptor 1
Exons: 1
Coding region: 1-1110 (369 amino acids)
Biological process (GO): G protein-coupled receptor signaling pathway
Cellular component (GO): membrane
Molecular function (GO): G protein-coupled receptor activity
Source: RefSeq, a predicted model, not a curated record
AUGACUUCCCGAGCGCCCGUCUCUGGCAUGGAGACCGACCCCGGAGCCUACAACGGCACCCCCGUGGCGCUCAACCUGUCCCGCGCGCUGGCCGGCAGGGCGCUGGCCAACCAGACAGGCGAGCUGGCGGCGCACCCGCACCCGCAGUACGCCGUCGGGCUCUUCCUCUCCUGCCUCUACACCGUCUUCCUCUUCCCCAUCGGCUUCGUGGGGAACAUCCUGAUCCUGGUGGUGAACCUCAGCUCCCGGGAGAGGAUGAGCAUCCCCGACCUGUACUUCAUCAACCUGGCGGCGGCCGACCUCAUCCUGGUGGCCGACUCGCUGAUCGAGGUGUUCAACCUGGACGAGCAGUACUACGACAUCGCCGUGCUCUGCACCUUCAUGUCCCUCUUCCUGCAGAUCAACAUGUACAGCAGCAUCUUCUUCCUCACCUGGAUGAGCUUCGACCGCUACCUCGCCCUGGCCCAGGCCAUGCGCUGCGGCCUGUUCCGCACCAAGCACCACGCCCGGCUCAGCUGCGGCCUCAUCUGGAUGGCCUCGGUCUCCGCCACGCUGGUGCCCUUCACCGCGGCGCACCUGCAGCACUCGGGGGACGUCUGCUUCUGCUUCGCAGACGUCAAGGAGAUCCAGUGGCUGGAGGUCACCUUGGGCUUCAUCAUCCCCUUCGCCAUCAUCGGCCUCUGCUACUCGCUCAUCGCCCGGGUCCUCAUCAAGGCCCACAGGCGCCGGGGCCUGCGCCCGCGCCGGCAGAAGGCGCUCCGGAUGAUCUUGGCCGUGGUCCUCGUCUUCUUCAUCUGCUGGCUGCCCGAGAACGUGUUCAUCAGCGUGCACCUCCUGCAGCAGGCGCAGCCAGGCGCCGAGCCCUGCCAACAGUCUUUCCGCCAUGCCUACCCGCUAACCGGCCACAUUGUCAACCUCGCAGCUUUCUCCAACAGCUGCCUGAACCCCCUCAUCUACAGCUUCCUGGGGGAGACCUUCAGAGACAAACUGCGGCUGUAUCUGGAGCAGAGAACAAGCGUGUCGGCCCUGAAUCGCUUCUGCCACGCGGCCCUGAAGGCCGUCCUUCCGGACGCCGAGCAGCCAGAGGUGCGGUUCAGCAGCGUGGCGUGA